Molecule: messenger RNA, 1247 nt
Organism: Lepisosteus oculatus (spotted gar)
Lineage: Eukaryota; Metazoa; Chordata; Actinopteri; Semionotiformes; Lepisosteidae
Gene: rad1
Product: RAD1 homolog (S. pombe)
Biological process (GO): DNA repair; DNA damage checkpoint signaling
Cellular component (GO): checkpoint clamp complex; nucleus
Molecular function (GO): 3'-5' exonuclease activity
Source: RefSeq, a predicted model, not a curated record
UUUUGCUCCCGGAAGUUGUUCACCGAAAUGACACAUUCACACAUAUAACAAAAUUCAGAAAUUACGUGGAUUCGACACAUUCACACAAUAUAUUUGACUAUUUCCGGCUGUCAAAAUAAAAUAAAAUAAAAUCUGGAGACGUAAGCAAAAUUCACUGAGAUACUUGGUUCUGGUUCAUUGCAGUAAGAUAGCAUGCCCCUGACUGUUCAGCCUGAAGUAAGAGAUGACCAGUAUGUGUUGGUGGCCAGCUUGGAUAACGUCAGAAGCCUUUCCAACAUCUUAAAAGCCAUCAGUUUCAAAGACCACUCUCUCUUCACAGCCACACCUAAUGGGCUAAAAGUUACCGUGGAAGACUCCAAGUGCUUGCAAGCCAAUGCUUUUAUACAGGCUGAGAUCUUCCAGGAUUACUUCAUAAAGGAAGACUCAGUUGGAUUCACAGUUAACUUGACUGUCCUCUUAGACUGCCUCACCAUCUUUGGAGGAAAUGUUGUGCCAGGAGUUACAACUGCUUUGCGGAUGUGCUAUGGUGGCUAUGGCUACCCCCUGACCUUGUUCCUUGAAGAAGAGGGAGUGGUAACAGUGUGCAAAAUAAACACCAUGGAGCCGGAGGAUCCUAUUGACUUUGACUUCUGUAGCACCAACGUCACCAACAAAGUGAUUCUGCAGUCAGACAGCCUGCGGGAGGCCUUCUCUGAGCUUGACAUGACCAGCGAGGUCUUGCAAAUCACUAUGUCCCCAGAUAAACCUUAUUUUAGACUAUCUACGUUUGGGAAUGCAGGAAGUGCCCACUAUGACUAUCCAAAGGACUCGGACAUGAUGGAGUUCUUUCAGUGUAGCCAAACACAGACAAACAGGUAUAAAAUGUCCUUAUUAAAACCUUCCACCAAAGCGCUGGCCCUGUCCUGCAAGGUCUCAGUGCGGAUGGACAAUCGUGGGUUCCUCUCUCUGCAGUACCUGGUGAGAAAUGAAGACGGCCAAAUCUGCUUUGUGGAGUAUUACUGUUGUCCAGAUGAGGAAGUUGAGGAACCUGGAACAUAGUAGUCUAUUUAUUCCUUUUCUUUUAGCCCUGCAAAGUUCUUUUCCUGAUUCUGUUCAUUGUGUUGUUUUCAAAGAUAUUGCUGUCAUAUUUUUCCAAUUGUAAAUCUCUUCAUGGCAGUGGUGAUUCAAGCAAAUUGUAAAGUUAUGUUUCACUUAAAAUAUUUUUGUAUAAAAAAACGCUGAAAUAAAAAAGUCUUAAUUUUUGCAAA